UCCUGUCUCUUCAUUCAGUCCGGGCCAGGCUCCCUGACUGACGGGUAGUUAACGGACCUCCCGGUUAUUAUUAUUAUGUAAACGGGGUUAUGUUUCCCGUCACAAACGGACAAACGGUGUGUGGAAAUGUCUCAACUUUUUAUUCUUCUGCUGAAUGAUCGUUUCAGUUUGGAUUUCAUCUUCAAGAAAACAAUUUUUUUGGGGGAAGUUUGAACCAACUGGCGCUCUUUUGAUUUUUCUUCUAACUUGUGUAGGAAUGUAAGCUAACUUUCCCAACUUUUAUCUAAUGGAUACAGAGAUAUUAUUGGAGUAUUUACAUACGUUUUUUUUGUGUGAUAUUUGAGGAUUUUUCUUUUGAGGUGGAAGUGGACUAGCUAGCUAACGUUAUUCCAUCUAGACUCGAACAAGUUUUCAUCACCUAACGUUAGCUAGCGGCGAAGAAUGUUUUUUUCUGGUCAUCUCAACUGUUCCAGUAGUUUUGUUGUGUUUACGUGAAUUAAAAAAAUAAAAUAAAAAUGAUUUCGGAGGAGAGAAGCAGUCACGUAAAUAAACAAGCCCUUAACUUCCCCGUGGGUUUACUGAUCCGCUCUCCAAAGAAGCGACUGGCCAAACUGGGCAGGAAACCCAGCAAUGGAUCUGUCCAGUCCAAUAACUCGGACAUCACCGUCCGCUCCACAGAGAGUGUCGGUGUCCGGCAGCCGGCCAAGAGCAAAAUCCGCCGCCACAACAACAGGCUUUCAACUGUCUUUAACCACAGCCCAAACAGUGGACGCCGCAGCCAGGCGCUGGGCAGUGGGUGCCUGGCUGCUGACCCCCAGGCUGCAGACGACCCGGCAGAGCUGUCCAGUCAAAUGUCUGUCCCUGGCAUCCUGAAGAUUUUUGGCAGCGACAUCUGUCAGGGGACCAACUAUAAAAGCGUGCUGGCCACCACACAGUCCAGUGCAAAGGAGCUGGUGAAGGAGGCCUUGGAGAGGUACUGCCUGGAGAAAGAAGACGCCAACGACUACGUUCUCUGCGAUGUGAUCGGUAAGACGGGCACAGACAACCAGUGGAAGAGGGAGUGUUUCCGGGUGGUGGGAGACAACGAGAAGCCCCUCAUGCUGCAGUCACUUUGGAAACCCAAAGAAGGCUUCUCCAGGCGUUUUGAAAUCCAGCUGAGAGCGAGCGUUGAAGAGCAGAGCUUAAAGGACAGAGACACAGUCACAGCAGGCAUCAAUGCUCAGGCUCGUAAGCUUCAGAAGAGCCGCUCCCGAGUGACCUCACUGUUUGUGGACGGCAGCGGGGAGGAUGUGGAUGGACUCAGCAUCUGGAGGAGUCUGAGUGAGAUGGAUCUGUCUGCGAUGGGGAAGGAGGCCAGCCGGGCCCAACAGAGCGCGCUCAGAGAGGAUCCAGAGGCCGAGGCUGACAAGGAGGUCCUGCGACUGGGCAUGGAGAAGGAGGAGACGGAGAGCAGCGACGACAACACCACCCAGUACUCCAUUCACCCACCCUUUGACUUCCCGUACUUCCUGCUUCUGCAGGGCUACAGCCACAGACAGGAUUUUGUCAUCUACCUGAUGAGUGGGACCACCACCAUAUUUGGCUGCUGCAGGGAGCACUGUAACGGAGAAGACGAGGAGAGGUUAAAGGUGGACAUCCUUCUCUUUGCUCCGGAUGUGUUGCCUCAACACUGCUGUGUCAGACGCCUGGACUCCUCCACAGGGGAACACAGAAAGACCUUGACAAUGCUGAAGCCCCUUCACGGUGCUCCUGUGACCAGAAAUGGUUUCCUCCUUAAAGAGGAGGUGGAACUGAACCCAGGGGACUUGGUGGGCUUGGGAAAACACUACCUGUUCAUGUUUAAGGAUCCUACCAGUGCAUCAGGAUCCCUCCAGACCCCUCCGUGGAUGACCACACUCUGCCCGAACUCGGAUACAAAGACAUCAUCCUCUUGUUUAUCAUGUGGCUCCUCUGUUACCAUUAAAAAGCUCAAGAGGAAGCCUUUACCACCUCUUUGGAGGGACCUGGAGGGCACAGAGGCCUUGGUAAUAUAUGAGCUGGAGCAGGAGGAGAGGGUCCUGCAGGAGGUUUUGGAUAUGUUGGACCCCAGUGGAAGUGAACCAAAGCUGACGCCUGCUUUCCUGCUGAGCCUCUGCAUUCAGCACUCAGCCGCCACGUUCGAGCUGACACACUUCAGACAGCUGCUGCUCCGGAUAGCCAGCCAGAUCCAGCUCGUUAUGUGGGAGAAGACAAAGGAACUUGCAGCCAUCCAAACAGAAAUGAGCUCCAGUGACGGGCAGCCCGAGCAUGUUCAGUUGCUCAGCAUGGAGGAGCUGAUCCCAGGUCUGCAGCCUCUGGUGCUGUGGAUGGCCAACUCCAUCGAACUGCUGCACUUCAUCCAGCAUGAAGUCCCUCAGCUGCUGCCCUGGAGGCAGGGCCAGGAGGACGAAGGUCUGUUGGACUCUGAGAUGUCCGCCACUCGCACAGCCUGUGAGGAAGCCAUGACAGUCCUGGAGGAAGUCAUCAUGUUCACCUUCCAGCAGUCUGUCUACUAUCUAACAAAGAGUAUGUAUUCAGCCUUGCCUGGUCUGCUGGAUGGGAACCCGUUCUCAGAGGGCGGUCAGCUGCGAGUGCCUGAUGGACUCGCCGGCAUCCUGGAGGUGCUGAAGGAAGCGCUGAAGCUUCUCACAGCCUUCCAGGUCCAUCCAGACAUCUCGUUGCAACUCUGUGCCUACCUGUUCUUCUUCAUCAACGCAUCGCUGUUCAACGCCCUCAUGGAGAGAGGAUCUGUUGCUGGGUUCUACCAGUGGUCCCGAGGUGUUCAGAUCCGGGCCAACCUGGACCUGCUGAUGGACUGGAUCCAGAGCAUCGGUCUGGGCGAUCUGGCCAGCGAGUUCUUCCAGAAGCUUUCUGCUGCUGUCAAUCUGCUGGCCACACCCAAAGAAACCCUCCUGCAGGCGUCCUGGGCUUCUCUCAGGACUGAAUUUGCUGCCCUGAACGCUGCUCAGCUUCACCACAUGCUGAGGGAGUACAGCUCUGGUAAAGCCUGUCCCACCGGAUGGACCCCGUCCCCGGAUGAUGCAGAGGACACUAUCAGGACGGCCGACAUCCUGGAGAACUUUGACAACCACCCACCGCUCAUCCUGCCCAGCAGCACCUUUCACCUGGAGCUGGGUAAACCCGUCGUGGAGCCCGCUCUGUUCCAGCAGCUCGGUCAUCUGCAGGAGUUCAUACGCCAACUCCCUCGCAGUGAAACCCAAGCCGAGCCCGAUGCGGAGGAACAGGACACUGCCCAUCAGGGGGUCUCUGACCCGGUUACCUGCCCCUCCCCUGAGGCAGACCGGGACCGUAGCCACCCUGCAGAGCCGCCUCAGGCCAGAGGAUCUCAUGGUGACCUGAGCAGCUGUGAGGCAGUCCUGACCCAGAAGCUGAAGAGCCUGGAGCUGCAGAACACCCUCCCAGGACAGGCCGACAUGACUUACCACAAGAGCCUGGCACUGGACCCGUCCUGCCUGCUGACGCCGCCCAACACCCCGCAGGGUAUGGAGUUGGCCGAGCUGGAGGCUGAUUUGCAGGAGGGCGCCCGCCAGCAAAAGAAAGCCAGUGGAUGUGCUGAGAGGAAGACGGAGAAUGUAGAAGAAGAAGACAGGGAGGAAGUGUUCACGGUCGAGCUUCACAGAGGACCUCACGGUCUCGGCCUGGCGCUCGUGGACGGGACGAAAACGCCGCUGAGAAUAAGCGGCAUUUAUGUGAAGUCCGUGGUUCCCGACUCACCUGCCGCUCAGUGUCAGAAACUGAGAACUGGCGAUCGCAUCCUGGCGGUUAACGGCAUCAGUGUAGUCGGUAUGGAGUAUAACAUUGGUAGAGAACUGAUCCGAUCAUCAGGAGACUCUCUCAGACUGCUGGUGGCCAAAAUCGACUCAAAGACGGGCAACAGGAGCUCGGCUACAACUAAAUGCUGAAGGAAGAGCUGUGUGUGGACGAUCAAGUGCAAUUGGGAAUACUGUGGGACGUUUGGUUCAUCUUACCUGCUGCAUCCAAAGUCAGUAUAUCUCACAGGAUUAAGGAGAAACACAACCUGCUUCUGUUUUCAGUGCGUCGAGACAAUCAACCCAAAGCAGCAGGACUGACUCGAGACUGAGGGCAUGGUCAAGUUUUUAAAAGCUCAUUCUGCUGUCACAGCUCCUUUCUGCCCUAUAAACAAACUCUGCGUCGGACUCGACUCCACACUCAUAAACCAUGAGGCUUUGGCGGUGAGGAAAGUAGCAGUUGUGAAACAUCUAUUUGAAUGUCCGAGUACACAGUAUUCUGUCUGAAGAGCUUCAUCGAGCUGCUCCAGGAUCAAGAUUCAUGUCUGGCAACAACUGGAAUUAUUCAUUUUUAAAUUAUGGCUAUUUUGUUAUUUUAUAACAGUGAAACCGUUUGUUUUACAAUGAAAGAACCUCCUUUUGUUAGAAAGUCUUUACUCACUUCAAUUUCUUUACACAAGUAAAAGAUCUGUCAUUGGGCAUCAUAUGUGGACAAUAUAUAUUUGUUAAUAUUCUGUCUUUUGAACAUAUUUCUAGAAAUUUCAUAACAAGGAAAACCAUAUUGAGCUCAAGAGGAAUUAUCUCAACUUACCGGGAAAUUUUUUUGUUGUUGUUUUGAAGAAAAAUACAAGUCGGAAAAUAUGAUUUUCUCUCUUGCAUUCAGCAGUUGUUCGUUUUCAUUGUGGCCUUCAGAGCUUCGCACACAUCUUUCCACUGUGAAAGCUCAACUUUUAUAUGGCAUUGAACUCCAUUGAAAGUAUUGAUCUGUUACAGCAGCAGGCAAAGUGAUGGGUAACACUAAAUGUCCAGGAUUAAACAACAAGAAUAAUUAGACAGUCAGGUAAAAACCCUUAACCUGCAAUAUUUUAUGUAUUUAAACAAACUGGAGGGUUACACGUUCCUUUUUAAAGCUGCUGUAAUCAAUUUCUUCUUUUUUUUAUCAAUGAAACACGAUAAAACAAAAUUUAUUUUAACAUUGAAUCACAUGACUCAUGCUGCAUUCACACUGACUGCAUUUUUGGCGGCGCAACUACAUACAAAGUCAAUACAAAGACACAAAUAGAUGGUGUGAUGCGGAUGACACGAACCGCCUAAAAUGCAUCCUUCGCUUAGUCACGUCCUUCGCGUGUUCACAUGAGUUGAAGUAUUAGAACUCGAGCGAGACAGUUGCGUUAGACGUUGUUGAAUCAGAAAUGGAGGAACAAAUUAUUGUAGCUGUGUGUGGGCAUCCGGAGCUCUAUAGCACCCUAUUGUUUACAGAAACUAGAAAAAGGAGCUUUCUCGGGGAAAAGUAAGUGGGGAAGUUGGACUGCCUGGUUCCGAAAUGAUGUGUAUGUUGUUGUUGAUGCAGCAAUGUUAGCGAAGCCCUGAUCGAUCCAAACUUUAUUUAGAAAACAAGCAUUUUAAAUGUUUGCUUGUCGUCUUGCGGACAGACCUGACAAAGUAUGAAUCCAGAACUUUACAAAUCAGCAUCAUUGUUGUUACAGUAUUUUGGCAUACUUUUGAACAGUUUAUUGCAAUUAAACAAACGGCAAAAUCCGUAUCUCAAGUAGCUUACCGUUGAAAACGGCUGUCAUGCACAUGUAACGUUUAAUUCUUGUAGAAGGCAGAGAGAUGCACAAGUAACGCAAUUAAACACAAAUUAAUCUAAUGUGAUCCUGCCAUCAAACUUAAAGCGACUAUUAGAGAAUAUUCAGAGAAAUAGCUGUAAAAAGCCACUGUACACGAACUGCUCAGCAGCAAACAUCAGACAGACACAGUUAGAGACUAGCUGGUGAACAAAGUGGAGCAUUUAGCAGCUAAAGAGACAUUAUAAAGAGAGAUUUCCCUCAGGAGUUGGUAGAGACCAAAAUCUGAGCUAAAAAAAGAGAGAAAUUUGGACUUCCAUCCAUCAGGUGGACAGAGGUGUUUCCAUGCUUUAUGCUUAGCUUCAUACUUACCCUAAAGACAUGAAAGUGGUAUCAAUCUUUCUCAUCUAACUGUCAAUGUUAUUCCUUUAAAGCCUUACUGUCGGAAGUUUGGGCCCAAAUCAUAAAACAUCUCAGAGUUACUCAUCUGAGAUCGGCUUAUAUGAAAAAAAAAUAUACAUCAGCAGAUAUGUUGUAAUAUGUUUAACACUGUAAAACAACAAACUGCUGCAGCCCUCAUCUGAAGUCUGUCCGUGUUUUCAUCCCAAAUGUGUUAAGUAAAGUAUAUUGAUAAACAGUAUUAUUCACAGUAUUUUGUAAUAUUUAUAUUGCGCAGUAUUUUUGAAACUAUGUAAUAAAUAUUAUUUUGACUUUGAAAACCUUGAA
This is a messenger RNA of Perca fluviatilis (European perch), 6301 nucleotides long. RefSeq names its product RA_Radil_like and Myo5p-like_CBD_Rasip1 domain-containing protein (gene radil2a). Gene Ontology annotation, cellular component: microtubule. The record is from RefSeq and is a predicted model, not a curated record. NCBI's taxonomy places the organism in Eukaryota, Metazoa, Chordata, Actinopteri, Perciformes, Percidae. Gene Ontology annotation, molecular function: GTPase binding. Gene Ontology annotation, biological process: substrate adhesion-dependent cell spreading; signal transduction; neural crest cell migration. Bases 516 to 3941 code for a protein of 1141 amino acids. The transcript is spliced from 16 exons.